AUGGAAAUUGAGAAGAGGAAGAAGAAGAAAAGAGUCACAAAAGAGGAUGAAGAAAAAGAAGAGAAUAGUGGUGUUCCAACCGAGGAAGAAGUUGAAGAGUUUUAUACAAUACUCAAAAGAAUGAAAGCGGUGGUCAAAUAUUUCGACGACAAAGGAAAAUGCGGAAGAGACUGGAGAGAAACGCUUGAGAAACCGGCGGAGCUCGCCGUCGCCCACGGCGGAGAAAAUAUCUCCUCCGUCAAAGCUGUCAUUAAGAAGGAAAAGGUUGAUGGGGAAGUUCUAACUAAAAAUCAUGGUUUUGACUUGAACGCCGUGGCUCCUGAAGCCGCCGAAAGCGGUGGCGCGUAG
Messenger RNA from Lathyrus sativus (Indian pea), 348 nucleotides. NCBI's taxonomy places the organism in Eukaryota, Viridiplantae, Streptophyta, Magnoliopsida, Fabales, Fabaceae. The record is from the annotation of a GenBank genome assembly.